CUCCGUCAUUUCGACAGAGAUCAACUACCACUGCGACUUGGACGAAGCAAGAAUGUCCAAUUGCUCCAACAAACAUCCUUACACCUCCGAUCUACGUUCCACAGACUGCAUCCCUCAAUGUCGCUCAUCAUUCACCGUAUACGGCGUAUUUGCCUCACAGGUAAGGUAGAGCAGAAGUAAGUAAGUGUUGGGAUUUUAGGCGCAGGCAGCCUUCCAGAACCACCCCGCGCAUCCAACUUGUUUCAGGCCGCAAAGCGCAGCCAACCUCGCAACUAUCGACCUCUGAGCGUGACGUUCUCUGUCCCUAAACUAAUAAUAAGAGGCGAGGCUGUGCCAAUUUGACAUCCUGAACUUUCUUCUGUCAUUUCUCUCUCCUGUCAUCUUCCUAAUUCAACCUCACGCAACAUCAGGAUUCGCAUCUUUGCCAAACAAACUUGGCACUCUCAGUCACUACCACCAGUUCAGCUGAACGAAGCUCAGAAACUUCUGCCACGAUGAAUUCCAUGCACCGCCAAUUUGGCAAGCUCAUGAAGAAGGGAGCUGGCGAUACUGCCAAUGUCGCUGUGUUACUCAAUGAUUACGAAGAUGCUGAUAAAAUGCUCGCAAAGAUAAUAGAAGCUUCUAAAGCAUGGAGAGAUGCAUGGGUAUCAAUUCUCAGCAUCCAGGUUUCGACGACAACCAUAUUCGAGGAAAUAUACCAGCCUAUUGUGGGAGCAAGCGACGGCCAUGGACACGAACCAUACAUGACCCCAAGACCCCAAUUAGACCGAGCGUCGAAACUGAAGGAGGCAUAUUCAGAGCUGAAGACUGAUCUGUUGGAAGAAGUUGGUAUGAUGGAUGCUCGUGUGAUCAAACCUGCGACCGAUGCAAAGGAGUAUCUGGCACCAAUAAAGAAAGUGAUCAAGAAGAGGGAGAAUAAGAGGCUUGAUUGGGAGCGUUACCAAGACAAGGUCAAUAAUUACCAAAGAAAGUUGAAGCGGUCAGACCGUGAGAAUGCAGCAUUGGCAAAAGCAGAGGAGGAACUUGGAAGAGCAGCAGAGGAUUUCAGAGUUGCAGAUGAUCGUAUUCGAGAGACUCUCCCUCCUGUCAUUUCAGCCGCAUUCUCCAUACUUCCUCACCUCCUUGCCGUCCAAAUCAUGAUUCAGAAUACGCUCUUGGCGCAGUACUAUACAACACUACACAAUUACUGCGAAGAUACAGGUUUCCAGUCCCCGCCACCAGCCAUGGAAGAUGUCAUAUCUACAUGGAAUAGGGACUUCAUGCCCAUAAAACAAGAAGUGGAAAGUAUAAAUUGUAUUGCUCGUGGCAAGGUUGUUCACCAACCCAUGACUCUUGGGGAUGAACGGAAGAAUUCUUCUGUUACUGGCUUAAACGUCCGAAACGGCUUCCGUCGACCAUCAGGACAAGCAACAAUAGACUCCCAGCCCGUGUCUCCUAAUCCUAGGGCUCGCGUUAUGCGAAUCCCAUCGACAAAUUCGCUCACGGUCGUCUCACCUCCAGCGCCAGAACCUACACCAUCCCCAGAACCUACUCCGACUUAUGCCUCACCAGACUACUCAACUCACCUUACACCCGCAUCUUCAUAUUCUGCCCAUUCCCCAGCUGGACCGACGGGAGACUAUUUUCAACGAGCGGCGGUCCAGAAGAAGAAACCGCCCCCACCUCCUCCCAAACGCAUUGGGUCCCAGAACUCAGGUGUCUACGCGGUAGCUCUCUAUGCGUUUGAAGGCCAGUCUCAAGGCGACCUCAGCUUUCGCGAAGGCGAUCAAAUCAAAGUUGUCAAGAAAACAGAUUCUACCGAUGAUUGGUGGGAAGGCGAACUUCGGGGCGUACGAGGAAGCUUUCCUGCAAACUAUUGCAAGCUCUCCUAGAGGGCUGGACCUAGGAUUAGAGAGUGCUUUAGUGGAGAAUGACAUUAUGGCGUAAUGAUUUAUGAUUUGGCGAACGGACGGUACUUUGAAUGGAUGAGCUGGUACAAAAAGCACGGGCAGGACUGGGAGAUUGUCAAAAUAGACAGUUUGGAUUACCUUCAUGGAGGUCGAAUUGUAAUUCGGACAAACCAAUUGAACAAAAGAAUGACCUUUGGGACGGAUAUUUUCUGGACUACCUAGUGCUACCGUAAGAAGUGGACUAUAAGUUAAUAUUGUUCC
This is a messenger RNA of Mollisia scopiformis, 2150 nucleotides long. RefSeq lists its product as uncharacterized. Gene Ontology annotation, cellular component: mating projection tip; medial cortex; Rvs161p-Rvs167p complex. Gene Ontology annotation, biological process: actin cortical patch localization; plasma membrane tubulation; endocytosis. The record is from RefSeq and is a predicted model, not a curated record. Lineage: Eukaryota; Fungi; Ascomycota; Leotiomycetes; Helotiales; Mollisiaceae. Gene Ontology annotation, molecular function: lipid binding; protein binding. The coding region runs from base 495 to 1871 and encodes 458 amino acids. The transcript has 3 exons.